CUCGCGGCCUCGUAGUACUUGGUUGGACCGGCUUGUUGCGGGGAGGGCGGGGGAAGAUUGUUCGCAGUAGAAAAGGUCCGCGCAAGGGAAGGUAAACUGAGCUCCCCAGAGACUCUCAUCCAGCAGCCUCUGCUCAGGCCCAGCCUUCUCUCUCCAGUUGCCACCACAGCCUGGAGGCGCCUGCCUCCGCCCUCCCGAAUGGUGCUCCUCCUCGCAGGCCUCGGCCCAGGAUCCAGGCCCCCUUUGCCUCCUACCUCGGAGCUGUUGCUCCGGGUCUCUUCUGGUGGACUCCCCGUGACGGGGAGGGAAGGACUUUUGCACAUACAAGGCUAUAGCUCUUGGGACCCCACCGGCAACUUGAAUCUCGGCCUCUAACCGAGUGUGAGGUUCUUCCUGUGCCCUCUUUUUCCACCCUUUGAGAAGAGAAACCCUUCUUCUUGCCACCCAGAGCCCAGGAAGCCCCAAGCUGGGGCCCUGGUCCCAGCAUGUCAGUCCUCUUUUUUGCAUAGGGCUGUGCCCUCUCCCCGUCAGCAUGGCUGAACUCAGGCAGGUUCCAGGGGGGCGGGAGACCCCACAGGGGGAGCUUCGGCCUGAGGUUGUAGAGGAUGAAGUCCCACGGAGCCCAGUUGCAGAGGAGCCUGGAGGAGGUGGAAGCAACAGCAGUGAAACCAAAUUGUCCCCAAGAGAAGAAGAAGAACUGGAUCCUAGAAUACAGGAGGAGCUGGAGCAUCUGAACCAGGCCAGCGAGGAGAUCAACCAGGUGGAGCUGCAGCUGGAUGAGGCCAGGACUACCUACCGGAGGAUCCUGCAGGAGUCAGCAAGGAAGCUCAACACGCAGGGCUCCCACUUGGGGAGCUGCAUCGAGAAGGCCCGGCCCUACUAUGAGGCUCGGCGGCUGGCUAAGGAGGCCCAGCAGGAGACACAGAAGGCAGCACUGCGGUAUGAGAGGGCUGUGAGCAUGCACAACGCUGCCCGGGAGAUGGUGUUUGUGGCUGAGCAGGGCGUCAUGGCUGACAAGAACCGGCUGGACCCCACGUGGCAGGAGAUGCUCAACCACGCCACCGGCAAGGUGAAUGAGGCCGAGGAGGAGCGGCUUCGUGGUGAGCGGGAACACCAGCGGGUGACACGGCUGUGCCAGCAGGCUGAGGCUCGGGUUCAGGCCCUGCAGAAGACCCUCCGGCGGGCCAUUGGCAAGAGCCGCCCCUACUUCGAGCUCAAGGCCCAGUUCAGCCAGAUCCUGGAGGAGCACAAGGCCAAGGUGACCGAGCUGGAGCAGCAGGUAGCCCAGGCCAAGACCCGCUACUCAGUCGCCCUGCGCAACCUGGAGCAGAUCAGCGAGCAGAUUCACGCGCGGCGCCGGGGCCAGCUCCCUCACCCCCCGGGCCAGCUGCGCUCUUCCCCGGUGGGGGCCGAGGCCGGGCCUGACGGUGGCGAGGAUGGGGACAGCGGGAUCAUCGAGGGGGCCGAGGGCGGGGGGCUGGAGGAGGGUAUCAGCCUGGGGCCUGGCCCUGCCCCCGACACGGACACGCUGAGCCUGCUGAGCCUGCGCACUGUGGCUUCAGACCUGCAGAAGUGCGACUCCGUGGAGCACCUGCGGGGCCUCUCGGACCACACCAGUCUGGAUGGCCAGGAGCUGGGUCCCCGGAGUGGGGGCCGUAGCGGCCGCCACCAGCGCAGUAUCAGCCUGUAGCCCUGUGCUCAGGGUGGCUGGUGCAGUCUUACCACCACUGGCCCGUGGAGGGCCCUGCAGGCUCCUAGCUCCCUCUCCUCGGGUCCUCGCUUCCCCCAGAGAGGUCAGGUUGGCUGUGUCUUGAGUCUGUCCUGUCUUUCUCACCCUGCCCUGCCCCCCACAGGUGGCAGCUCUCUUUGCCUUACCCUUUCAGAAGGCUUGUCUUUGGCUCUCACAUCUCCCCUCCGCCUGCUGGCCCCUCACAGUCUGAUACCGUUUGCUGGCCUCUUUUUGACUUCUUCCAUCUGUCUGGUUUUUCCCCUCAGGGAAAUUUGUGUAGAAGGCACAGGGACGCCAUCAGAGAAGGUGGGCGCUGGACCUGGGUCCUGGCAUCUUGGCCCCCCCAAGCUUGAGUGAAUGGACGGGUGCCCUUCCCACCUACCCAUCUGAGUGGUCCCGAGUGGCAGGGAUGCUGCCGAGCCCUCCUAGCAGCCCAGCGCCCCAGUCCUCUGUCCCAGCCUGCCUGUGUGUAACAUGUAAGCUGCACUGUGGGACUGUGUGCCUCUGGAAGACACCACCCAUCCCUUUAGUGCUCCCUCCUCAUGACCUAAGCCACUUUGCUAUGCGUGCCUCAAAGCAGGACUUGAGGGUUACUGGUGUCAGGGAAGGUGAAACCCAAUCUCAUCGUUGACAAAGGGGGCACCACCAACUCCAAACAGACUCCCGUGUGUGUGGUGUUUCCCCAGCUUGGCUGGGUCCUUAACAUUGCCAAGGUGCUAGUGAGUCCAAGUUGGGGGAUGGAGAUGUAGUGAGGUCCUGAUGGCUGAAGCCCUUGCCAUUCCUGCUGCGGAGUUAGGUUUAUUUACUUUUUCUGGGUAGAGGAUGCUGAACCAAAUCUCAGCGUCCUCCUGCAGGGUAGAGUUGGGGAGUUUGGUGCUCAAUUGCUCUCCCUCGCUCUUCCCCAAACCAAACAAUACCUAGUCCACGAUCCCUUGGGGGAUGCUCAGGUUUGGCUGCAGAGCCUCCGCUGAUAUGGGGAAGGUUUGGCCUGGGGUGAGGGAACCCCCCCUCCAUCGGGAGCUGCUUCAGGUGUCUGGUGGUACUCCUGUGCUGCGUGGGGCGGGGGAAAGGUAGGGAAGCCACACUGGAUCUAGGUGCCUUGGGAGCACCGAUCCUCCUGUCCCACCCCAGGAGGGCUGAGAGCUGGACUCCGGACAGGAGAACUUGUGCCUAGGCCUGUGUGCUGCUGCCAUUGACUGGGGGAGGAGCAGGCCUUCGAAUAGGAGGUGUCUCCCUGUCCCAGGGUUGAGGCAGUUUGGUCAUGAUGAGAACCGCCAGGUUUGAGGUGGCCAUGGGGGGAGGGAAGAAGAGGGAGGAUGUGGGCGUGCGUGCGUGCAUGCAUGUGCCUGUGUGUAUGGGGGGAAAGGGUCUGCCCCUGAUUUUAUUUAAAUAAAAUAGUUUAUGUAACAGUAAUGUUUAUUGUCCC
This is a messenger RNA of Eubalaena glacialis (North Atlantic right whale), 3155 nucleotides long. RefSeq names its product SH3 binding domain protein 5 like (gene SH3BP5L). Gene Ontology annotation, molecular function: protein kinase inhibitor activity. The record is from RefSeq and is a predicted model, not a curated record. Gene Ontology annotation, biological process: intracellular signal transduction; negative regulation of protein tyrosine kinase activity. Gene Ontology annotation, cellular component: cytoplasm. The coding region runs from base 533 to 1690 and encodes 385 amino acids. The transcript is spliced from 7 exons. NCBI's taxonomy places the organism in Eukaryota, Metazoa, Chordata, Mammalia, Artiodactyla, Balaenidae.